Messenger RNA from Cetraspora pellucida, 1362 nucleotides. NCBI's taxonomy places the organism in Eukaryota, Fungi, Glomeromycota, Glomeromycetes, Diversisporales, Gigasporaceae. The record is from the annotation of a GenBank genome assembly.
AUGGGACAAAGAAUCACUAAAUUUCGCAUCUGUGCUGAAUGUCACAAACCAACUUUGACAACGUAUUGGAAUUGGUGUCAAAGUUGUAAUUCCUCUCAUUUUUGUGAUAAUUUUUCGAAUUGGUCUAGUAAUAAUCCUCACCUGGAUCAAUUAAUUCAAGAAGUUCAAUUACAAGCAGAAUGUAGUGAACAAGUAAUAGAAUGGAUACCUUUUGAAAAGUUUAAGAAUAUUAAAUUUAUGGCUCAGGGUGGUUUCGGUGACAUAUCUUAUGCUAUUUGGGAGGAAGGACAAAUUUAUAAUUGGGAUGUGAAACGAAAUAAUUGGAGGAGAAGAGGUGAACAUACUGUUGCCUUAAAAAGAUUGAAAAAAACAGAAUACACUUCUGAUGAUGUUUUGAAUGUGUUAAAAUCAUUACACUCAGUAACUCGUCAAAAAAUCUCUUUCGAAGUGGUUCAUUGUUUUGGCAUAAGCAAAGAUCCAAAAACCAAUGAAUAUAUAAUAGUAAUGUCAUUCGCUGAAAAUGGUGGCCUUCGAAACUACCUAAUAAAUCAUAAUUUAAAUAUAGAUUGGCCAACUCGAAUCAGUUUCUUAUUAAAAAUCCUUCAAGGUCUUGAAAUAAUUCAUAAUACUGGGUUAAUACAUGGUGAUUUUCAUAGUGGUAAUAUAUUAAUGGGAAAAAAGUAUCCGAUGAUUUCGGAUUUUGGUUUAAGUCUUCUCCAGAGUGAUGAACAAUUUGAUCGAGAAGAAUCUUCAAGCUUUGAUAGAACACCUGAAAUAUUAAAUGGUUAUCCACCCUCUGUUGCUUCAGAUAUUUAUUCUUUCGGAAUGAUAAUGUACGAAUUAUUAACUCUCAAACAACCAUUUCAUGAUAUUCCACAUACACUAUCUUUAAUUUCAUGUGUCGUAUCAGAUAAUCUUCGUCCUUCGUUAAUCAAUGUUCAACAUCCUAAAUGUUGGAUCGCAUUAAUGAAACAAUGUUGGGACGCUGAUCCUGCAAGACGACCAACUUGUGAUGACUUGAAAAUGAUAUUGGAUAAGUGGUACGCUUUGAUAUGUACUAAUGUUAUCGGUAAUCGGGUUGAUUUAGAAACAUUAAGAGAUUUUAGAGAUGCUGAAAAUGUGAGAAUUAAAAUGAUAGAGACGAAUGAUGAUGGGAUGUUUGAGACCGGUGAAUUUAAUAGGCAUAAAGAUGCUGUUUAUACUAGUAGAUUGAUUCCUACAAUGACUCUUGCUCAAAACUUGGAAAAAAAGAUGAAUCGAGAAGAUAUUGAAGAUUAUAUAAAUUCACAAUAUAAUCUCAUAAAUCCAUCUCAAGCUGGUAAUACCAAAAGCAAAAUAAAAAUUCAAUAUGAACAAUGGUAG